GGCGUGGCCGCGGCGCGAAGGCCGGCGGCGGGCGGCGACCGCAGUUCCCGGCGCGCGCUGGCUCCGGCGCCCGCUCCGCACCAUGGCCGGCCUGGGGCGGCCGGGCCCAGGGCCCCGCGCCGCGCUGCCCGCCUGGAAACGGGAGAUCUUGGAGCGGAAGCGGGCCAAGCUGGCCGCUUUGGGCGGGGGCGCGGCGCCUGAGACCGGGGCCGAGGCGGGCGCGGCGGAGCCCUCGGGGCCGGCGGCCGAGCGGCUCGUGCUGGCCGACAGUCUGGGCCCGCUGCGCGAGAACCCGUUCAUGCGGCUGGAGUCGGAGCGGCGGCGCGGGACGCGGGGCGGCGGCGGCGAGGGGCCGGCGGGGGCGCGGCCGGUGCAGCAGCUGCUGGACCUGUACCACCGCGUGCCCGGCGUGCGCACCAUCCACGCCGACAACAUCCUCAUCAUCGAGUCGGCACCGGGCUUCCCGCCCGCCGGCCCCGGCCCCGGCGCCGGCCCGGCCGCCCGCAUCCGCGCCGCGGAGGUGCUCGUGUACGAGGCGCCGCCGCCGCCCGGGCGCGUCAGCCGCCUGCUCCAGAAGUUCGACGCGCCGGUCCGCCGCGGGAGCCCGGAGCGCGGCCGCACCCCGCCGCCGCCCCCGCCGGCUCCCGGCCCCGCCGCCUCGCGCGUGGGUGAGCGCGCAGCCUGCUUCGAGCCUGAGCGCCGUGGUACAGGCCCCGGGGCGCGGCGCAGCGACUUCCUGCAGAGGACCGGCAGCAACUCAUUCACCGUCCGCCCUCGGGGCCUGCACCGCAGCGCUGGCCCUCGCCUGCUCCCGAACGAGCCUGCAGCCCCCGAGACCCCAGCCGGCGCUGCCAACGGCCUCGCGGGCUCCGCACCUGGGCCGGGCGAGUGGAAGCCAAAGGUGGAGUCGGGGGAUACCCCGGGCCACCCGCCCCCCAGCCCGGGGACCCCCAGUGCCACUCCAGCCGCGUCCCUGGCCUUGCCCACACCCAACCCUGCCAGUGCCACUCCUAGCCAGCGCCAGUGGGUCUCCGCGGCCACCAGCGCCAAUGACUCCUUUGAGAUUCGGCGGACCUCCAAGCCAGACAUAGACAGGAUCCCUGCUGGGGACCUGCAGGCCCGGGCCCUGGCCAGCCUCCGUGUGAACUCCCGAAACUCCUUCCUGUUCAUCCCGAAGCGCAAGGACUCUGCCCCCGCCCCUCCUGAAGGGAGGCAGGCCGGGAGGCUGCCUGAGAGAGAGGUUGGCUGGUCCUCCCAAAGCCUGGAGCUUGAAGCCCAGCUGGUGCCUGGAAGGGACAACGUGCCUAUUGGAGGGAGGAGCCCCUUGGGGGUCGAGGAGGGGGCCUGCGCCAGGCCAGCUACUGCCCUCGUGGACCAGGCUGUUGGGCGGCAGAGGCUGUCCUCACCAUCCCUAUGUCCGCUGGCUGCCGACGAAGCUAAGCCUGCCCAGGGCCUCGGGGUCCCCAGCCUGGCCAAGAGCGGCACGGAGCCUGGGAGGCCCGGACUGCCUGUUACCUUCAUCGAUGAGGUGGACUCGGAGGAUGAGGUUCCCCAGGAAGCCAAACUGCUCUGCUCGGGAGCUGCUGGGCCUCCUUGGUGCCCCCUGCACCCCGCCGGGCCCGGGCACCCAUCAGGGCGCCGGUAUCUAAGUGGCAACACCUUCACCGUGGUGCCCAAGAGAAAACCAGGGUCCCUGCAGGCCAAUGGGGAGCCCAGUCCACAGGAGGCUGAGGAGGACGACGCGGGCGACUCGUCAGUUCCCCCCACCGCCCUGGGGACCACACUGAAGAAGCGCUACCCCACUGUGCACGAGAUUGAGGUGAUCGGUGGCUACCUGGCCCUGGAGAAGUCCUGCCUCACCAAGGCCGGCUCCUCGAGAAAGAAGAUGAAGAUCUCCUUCAAUGACAAGCGCCUGCAGACGACCUUCGAGUACCCCCCUGAGAGCUCCCUGGUGCAGGAGGAGGAGGCUGAGGCCCAGGAGGAGGCCGAGGAGGAGGAAGAGGAGGAGGAGGAGGAGUACAGCUCGGAUGGGGUGGUGGAGAAGCCCUUUGCGCUCUUCCUGCCCCGAGCCACUUUUGUGAACAGUGUGGGGCCUGAGAGCCCUCGCCUGCCGGACGGCAGCUCAGGCCUGUCCAGCUACACUCCAAAGCACUCCGUGGCCUUUAACAAAUGGCAGCAGCAGACACCGGCACAGGCUCCGAGGGAGGCAGAGCCAGCACCCAAGGAGAUCAUGCUCACCCCUGCCAGUCAGAAUGACCUCUCAGACUUCCGCAGUGAGCCUGCUCUCUAUUUUUGACCCCGGCCCUGCCAGGAUGGCCAAGGCUGAGCCCUGGGAGCUGGGCAGUGCCCAGGAGCCCUGCCCUCGUUCUGCACCCCCUCCUGCCCCGUCAGGCUCUGCCCUGCCAUAUCCCACCCUCCCUUCCUGGGGUCUCGCAGCUGUGCUGGUGCUCGGCCUGAGUCUAGGGCCCUGGGGGCUCCUACCUCCCUUGGGGGGAGCCUUGCCCUCCAGCCCUGAUUCGGGGGCACUGCCUGUGGAGGACCGACAGGGUCCUGCUGGACACCAUGCCCAGCAGCUGUCCGAUGUGUGUGAAGGACUAGCUUGGCUGCCUGUCUUCUGGAACUUCAAGCCAUUCCCUGCCCACAACCCCCAACAGCAGACCUCAACCCACCCCCUUUGUGACGAAUGGCGUCUUUACUUGCGUUGGACGAGGAACUCAAUAAAUAGCACCGGACAAGGCC
Molecule: messenger RNA, 2739 nt
Organism: Mustela erminea (ermine)
Lineage: Eukaryota; Metazoa; Chordata; Mammalia; Carnivora; Mustelidae
Gene: TPRN
Product: taperin
Exons: 4
Coding region: 83-2296 (737 amino acids)
Biological process (GO): sensory perception of sound; stereocilium maintenance; auditory receptor cell stereocilium organization
Cellular component (GO): stereocilium base
Molecular function (GO): phosphatase binding
Source: RefSeq, a predicted model, not a curated record